Molecule: messenger RNA, 957 nt
Organism: Pieris macdunnoughi
Lineage: Eukaryota; Metazoa; Arthropoda; Insecta; Lepidoptera; Pieridae
Source: the annotation of a GenBank genome assembly
AUGGAUAUCGUAAAGUGUAAUAACUGUAACAUAGUUAUUUGUGAACUAUUGGCUUUUGUGCAAAAUAAAGCUGAUGUAAUGGAUGAAGACAGUAUACUUCACGCCACGAGACUGUUAAGGGACAUUAUUAAACUGCAAGAUAAUGUGUUGUUUAUAAAGGAAAAUUAUGCCACUAAGGAAAUGGUUUUGAGUCGAACGUCGGGGAUGUAUGGUAACAAAAAGAGAGAGGCUGCUAUACAAGACAGUUUUGAGUGCAAUAGUGAUCCAAUUGGUCUUUCGCAAAUUAUUUCAACGGAAGAAUUUCAAACCGAUUCAACGAAUAUCAUUCAUACUUCUUGCAUUGACAACACAAAGAUUCAACGCCCGGUGGCUCAGUCACUGUCAUCUGAUUCGCUCGCACGCAGGGUAUCAUGUCAUAGCGACCUCUCACUUUCGUGUCCAACCGAGCGGCCGAGCGGGGAAACGGGUUCUGGCGGUAUACGACCUGCGGUUUCGCCUGCGCAUGUAACAUUGCGGCGACCGGCGAGAAUCGAGGUGAGUCAGCCUAGCAACAACUCAUAUUCCGAUGCGGCUUCGCGCGCGCCUCGGGAUUCGGAGGUAGCGGGUUCGAAUAAUGGGAGAAUUUGCAAAAAUGAUGACUGGGUUCUGGUGCAACGAAAGCGAAAGAACAGAUUCACUGCGAUGAAGGGAAAGGCAGAUAAUAUCACAGGCGAUGAGCAGGCCACAAAACUGUUCCAGUCGACCUUCCAAGCACCAUUACCUAUGUCAGGGUCUGCAAGUUCUAAGCUCAGAGACCUCCCUGCAGGUAUGGAUAACUUCUCGGCUCAUGGUAGUAAACGUGAGGUGUCCAUGGAAUACACAAUGUCACCACUAUCAAACACACAUAGGUUACACAGUAACAGCCGUAGCAAACGAGGAAGCAAUACGCGCACCCGCCCGUCCUACUAUCUUAUUUGA